GACCAGGGGCCGGUUGCACCAGCUGUGCGUAAGUUACAACGUAGCCUAGUUACGACGUAAAUGGGCACUAAGUUACAACUUACGCACUACUAAAUGUUUUUGCGUUGCACCAUUAAACUUAGUUUAAACGUAACUAUACGUUGUAACUAAAUAUUUACGGAAGCCUCUGUCCAUGAAUAGCGGUCGGAAUAAGAUGUCAGCCAGAGUAGAUUAUAUCGAUGAGCUCGUAAUUGAUCAUGAAGAGCCGCAAGUUCGUCAACGAGUCUUACGAGACAGACAUCAUCCUUUGGAUAUUUAUGAUGAUGUCGACAUAUAUGCUCGUUUGCGCUUUAAAAGAGAGGGAAUAAUGCGGAUAACAGACUUGAUAGCGUCUGAUAUUCAGCACGACACAGAGAGAAACGGCGCUCUGUCCCCAAGCCUUCAAGUGUGUGUCGCCUUACGUUUUUUUGCAACGGGAUCAAUGCAAAAUGUAAUAGGCGAUUGCAUUCAGAUUCAUAAAUCUACAGUUUGUAGAGUGAUCCGCAGGGUGUCACUAGCCUUGUGUCGUCACAUGAAUAACUACGUGUGUAUGCCAAGAAUAAACGCACAAAAUACGAACAGGCAAAAAUUCCAUGCCAUUGCCGGUUUUCCUGACGUACUUGGCUGUAUUGAUGGGACACAAAUCAGGAUAAAAGCACCCACAGUAGAUGAGAAUGCGUUUGUGAAUAGGAAAGGCUUCCAUUCCCUAAACACCCAAGUCAUCUGUGACCCGAAUUUAUGUUUUUUAAACUGUGUUGCGAGAUGGCCAGGUUCAAAGCACGACAGUUUCAUCCUAAGAAGAUCAAACAUCUUUGAUAAAUUUGAUUCUGGGGAGUAUCGUGGGAUUCUGCUGGGUGAUUCUGCCUACCCACUUAAAAAGUGGUUGAUGACACCAUACUUAAACCCUUCCACACAGGCAGAGGAAAAUUUCAAUUCUGCACAUACCAAAACACGGGUAACAGUGGAAAGAAGUAUAGGUGUAUUAAAAAGGAGGUGGUCAUGUCUUCACAGGGGAAUUGCAAUGGAGCCAGAGAGAGCAGCAAAGGUGAUAGGAGCAUGCAUUGUAUUGCAUAAUUUGGCCAUGCUGUGGAAAAUGCCAAUUGAUGAUCUGGGAGGUGAAGAGAUUGAGGAGGUCCCACAGGAAGAGCACUGCAGACAAUUUCAAGACCCAGCAGUGCAAGAGGGUGUAACUGCUAGGCGUUUCAUCACACAGAAUCAUUUCACUUAAAUUACACUAUAACACACAAUAGUCCUUUUUAUUUAUAAGUCCAUACACAAAUUAUUUACAAUAAGUAAUCCUUUUUUAAACUGUAUUAUUUUCAUAGAUUAUUUUAAAUUAAUACAACUGUAACUUCCAUUCAUUGAAAAUAUUUAUUCUUUUCAAAUUUAUUUAAUGGUGUCUGCACACACAUAUUCAAUAGCAGUAUACGUUGUAUUAAGGUACAAGAAUAAUACAUAUUAAAACAUAAAUGUUGUGGUGCAAACAAGUUAUUAAAUAUACUAAUAAUGAACAGUAUCUUGUAGGUCUCAGGAAUGAACCAUUAGCCUUAAACAAUUGGCAAUAAAAUUAUCAAAAUGACUACAUUUCAACGAUGUUGAAGGAGUAGCCAAGAGGCUUUAACUCCUCUUGUAAUUUAAUUAUUUCUAGGUUUAGUUUCACAUUUUCGAGUUCUAGCUUUUUUCGUUCACUUUUUAUUUUUAAGAUCUCC
Molecule: messenger RNA, 1727 nt
Organism: Paramisgurnus dabryanus
Lineage: Eukaryota; Metazoa; Chordata; Actinopteri; Cypriniformes; Cobitidae
Source: RefSeq, a predicted model, not a curated record